Messenger RNA from Anarrhichthys ocellatus (wolf-eel), 8901 nucleotides. It is a transcript of the gene mpripa, whose product is annotated as myosin phosphatase Rho interacting protein. Gene Ontology annotation, molecular function: actin filament binding. Lineage: Eukaryota; Metazoa; Chordata; Actinopteri; Perciformes; Anarhichadidae. The transcript has 26 exons. The coding region runs from base 779 to 8269 and encodes 2496 amino acids. The record is from RefSeq and is a predicted model, not a curated record. Gene Ontology annotation, cellular component: actin cytoskeleton.
UCCUGAGCACCUCCCCGGUUGUACGGCCCAAACGAGGAUUUUCACGAAAACAAUCAACCGCAGACUUGGUACCAGUGGCAGCGGGAACGGUGCUACGACGAACGGGACCCGACGUAACGGAUCCAACGGUGUGACAGCCGAGUGGAUGGCGUGCGUAAAGUUGGAUAACGGUGUUCGGCCUUGACGAGAGACGUUAGACGCGUUCAAUAGAUUUCACGGCAAUGCAUGCGGUGUCACUUGUUCUGCAGAAAGACGGAGAGAGAGCGGCCAAAGUGGAGUCGCUCCCUCGGUAGAGCCGCCCGAUGGAGGCUGACGGGACAGUGAGCUCGAGGCCCGGAAUGUCACCUGUGAAACGUCAACAGCUCGUCGGGGGACGUCUUUAAGGGACAGACCGCGCACACCUGUCCGCGCUUUCGACUACUCACCUGACAACUUCUUAGUACGCCUGCACACAGAAAACAAAAGUUAGCAGGUCAGCGUUAGCUGCGGGAGGCGACCCCCUCAGGCAAGAUGGCUAUCAUAGAUGUCACUUAACGGGAGGUUUGACUUCUGCCUCAGGUAACACGGGACAGGUGAACAACACGCUAUUUCCUAUUUCAUGGACUUCAAGCUUCUUUCUUAGAAAGUUGUCCUGUGAUAUUUCACCAGCAGCAAGUUGACUUUGUGUUGCGAUCAUUUAGCGUUUUUUUUUUGUUUUUUUUGUUUUUCAAACCAGAACUUUUUGGUAUUUUUGUUUUAUUUUUUUUUGUCUCAUCAAGUGUCGCCUUCUCCGUCAGUCAUGUCAUUCAAAGACAAUCCUUGUCGGAAGUUUCAAGCCAACAUAUUCAACAAGAGUAAAUGCCAGAACUGCUUCAAGCCCAGAGAAUCCCAUUUGCUGAACGAUGAAGACUUAAAUCAGGCCAAGCCUAUAUAUGGAGGAUGGUUGCUGCUGGCACCAGAGGGGACAAAUUUUGACAAUCCCUUACACAGAUCUCGGAAAUGGCAGAGGAGGUUCUUCAUUCUUUACGAGCACGGCUUACUGCGCUAUGCCCUGGACGAAAUGCCCAGCACUCUACCUCAGGGUACAAUCAAUAUGAACCAGUGCUCCGACGUCAUCGAUGGAGAGUCCAGGACGGGUCAGAAGAACUCUCUUUGCAUCCUGACCCCCGACAAAGAGCACUUCAUACGGGCUGAGUGUAAAGAAAUUAUCAACGGGUGGCAGGAGGCUCUGACUGUAUACCCGCGGACCAACAAGCAGAACCAGAAGAAAAAACGCAAGGUCGAUCCACCCACUCAGCAGGGUGGAGAAACUGCAAGCCAGUGUUUUUCCACUGCAGACAUGAACGGACACCCAGAGCCCGGCCCUGCCAAGGUGACGGUGACCAGCAGCAGUGGAGGAAGCAUCCCUUGCCUGCCCAGCAGCAUCGCCAGUGCUGAGCGUGUCCCGAUGAGCCGUGCCACUCUGUGGCAGGAGGAGAACCGCUGGAGCAGGGCCACCAUCCCCUGCAGCCGCAGUGCCUCCUGUCUAAGCCAGCUGAGCCAGAGCCAACCAGACUCCAGUAUCACUACUCAAGAUGAUGGCGGCACCAUGAGCACCGGACGCAAGGUACGAGUGGAGAGUGGUUACUUUUCCCUGGAGAAGACCAAGUCGGAGCCUUCGCCACAGUCUCAGCCGCCCCAGCCACCCCAGCAUCUGCCCUUGUCCUCUUCAGCAUCAUCCUCCUCUUUAGGAGCUCUCAGUCCCAGGUACAACUCUGAGUCCGAAUCCCAAACUUCCCCUUAUCAACCCUCCCAAGAUCCUCUCCCUUCUCCAGGUGCACUCGUUUCCCCCAGCUACUCCACCAUCAGCUCCUCCCAGAGCUCGCUGGAUUCCGAACCCAGCGUGACUACACCCACCUGGGAGGGACGCAGUGGUGGAGGAGGAAGCAUUUGUAGUGUCAGUGGGGGAGGAGGCCGAGUGGGCCGGCCUGGCAGGGAGUACGCUGCGCUGUCUGAUGUGCCACGGGCUCGCAGACUGAGUCACCGCGAAGCCUUCCGCUCAGAAAAAAAGCGCCAAGAGCUGAGGGCACGGACCCGGAGUCCUGGCAGAGAGGAGGUGGCUCGGCUGUUUGGCCAGGAGCGCAGGCGUUCUCAAAUCAUUGGCAGAUUCGAGGAGGGUCAUCCUGUAGACGUAAGCAGCUCCAAUGAGCCCUCCGCUAACGCCACGUUAAUCCAGAGACAAGGACGCAGCGAGAGGCGCUAUCUGGCUAGCAACCAUGAGAUGUCACUGGAUGCAGGAAAGGAUCGCUCAGUCCCUGAUGUGUCCAGCUCCACUUGUGCUAAUUUAAGAAGAGCCAAGUCACUGGACCGCAGAGUCACCGAGUCCUCGAUGACUCCAGAUCUGUUGAACUUCAAAAAAGGAUGGAUGACAAAGCUGUAUGAAGAUGGAAUGUGGAAGAAACACUGGUUUGUCCUGACAGAUCAGAGUUUGAGGUACUACAAGGACUCGAUAGCCGAGGAGGCUUUAGAACUGGACGGUGAGGUUGACCUCUCCACAUGUUAUGAUGUCCAAGAGUUCCCUGUCCAGAGGAAUUACGGCUUCCAAAUCCUGUGUAAAGAGGGAGCGUGCACCCUGUCGGCCAUGACCUCUGGAAUCCGUCGCAACUGGAUUCAGGCAAUCAUGAAGAAUGUGCGACCCACUAUUGCUCCAGAUGUCACCCGGAAAAACAUCUCUCUGAAACUGUCCGUUCUGAAGCCCAGAUCUGACGAGAAGACAAAAGCCCACGUGAUGUUGGAGCCGUGUACACAGGCCACCUCUGAGCCAAGCCCCAGUCCUGAGGCCCCCAAGUCUGAUGUCCACCGACAGCCAGCGGGCAACAAUGCCUCUGCCCCUCUGACUGAGCCCCGAAAAAGCCGAGUUCGUGAGCGCAGACGAGAGGGUCGCUCCAAGACUUUCGACUGGUCUGAGUUCAAAAUAGAACGGAGAGAAAAGCCUGUGAAGGACCGAGCGGACACUGUCGACCUCAGCUCAUCCUUCUCAACGACGUCCUCAUAUUGCUCUCCUUCCUCUUCCCCUUCCUCAUUAGCAUCCUCUCCUAGCUCUACCUCCUCCCUCCAAACCUCUUCUGUUUCAGGUGUUCACCCACCUUCUAUGACAGUAGAAGCAGAAAAAGAGAGUGUAAGGAGGGGCGUCCCUCAGCAUAGUACAACCAGUGCAACCCACAUGCCAAAUAGUGUUACUGUUACCAUGACCUCCACGCUAAACACUACACCACCGGUACAGCCAUCGAUACCUGAAUGCCAAGAGCAAGGAAAGAUGGAAGUAGACCAUCCUGCUAGUGAAGAUAAGGACAACAGAACCUCAGGUGUCCGAGAAGAGAUUGAGCAGCGAUGGCAUCAGGUGGAGACGACACCGCUAAGAGACGAGAAGCAAGUGCCGAUCAACACAGCUUCAGGAAACUCUGACAGAUUGCCUGCACAUGAGCUUGCUGCACUGCUCGACAAAGAGUUGGGACAGAAGCAGCAGGAGCUGGACAUACUACAGAAGCAAAACAAUGUUUUAAAAGAGCAGUUGGAAGAUGCUCUAGGGAAGGAACAAAGUGCCAGAGAUGGCUAUAUACUGCAGAAUGCAACACCCCCUUCCUCUUCACCGCACAGAGUGCCGUGGCAUUGCCUACACAAGCUUAGUCAAGAUUUGCAGGGCGAGUUGGAGACCCAAAAGCACAAGCAGGACCUUGCUCAGCAGCAGAUUCGGACACUAAAGAGAAGCUACACAGAAGCCCAGGAUGCUGUAGACCACCAUGAGGCUGGUGUUCAGGCUCUGCAGGCGAAACUAGCAUCUGCAAUGGCAGAAAUCCUGGCCAGUGAACAGGCUGUGGCCAGAAUGCGCAAUGAGCUCAAGCUGGAGCAGGGGCGCUCAAGGGAACAAGAAGAGGAAUAUGGCCGUGGUGAGGCCACCCUCCGAGCCCAGCUAAAGGACAGUGAAGAUAGACUCCGUGAUAUAGAGGCCAGCCUCUUGGAGAGAAACCAGGCCCUCAGGCACCUGGAGCGCCAGCAGGCCCUGCAACGGGACCACAUGAGAGAGAUACAGAGGCUGCAGGAGAGGCUGCAAGAGGUGACUGCUCGGCUAAGUGCAACUGAAGAGGGUCAGGCACUGAAAGAGGAGCGCCUGAGGAGGGAGCAGCAUAGCAUGCAAGAGAGUCACGAGAGUGAAAGGCAGAAUCUGUAUAGAAGAUUAGCCGAGGCUGAAACGGCACAGAAAGAGAUGGAGAACCGACUGUUGGAGGCUGAGCAGCAGGUGGAGGCCCUGUUAAGAGGGAGGCAGGCCUCUGGAGGAAAGGAAUGCAGGGAGGAAAUGCUGAAAGUGCAAGUGGAGCUGGCCCAGAAGACCGACAUGGUAGAGUCACUGAGGGAGAGUAUGCGUAGGCUAGAAGAAGAGAAAGGCCAUCUCACUUGCCGCUGCCAGGAGCUUCUUAACCAGAUUGGAGAAGCAGACCGUGAGGUGAAUAAGCUCCGCAAUCGUCUGGAAACGGAAGAGGCUGAUUACUACACCCUGGAGCACUCGUAUGAGAGGGCUACCCAAGAGUUUCAGAAAAUAAGCCAGUUCCUCAGAGAAAAAGAGGAGGAGAUCCGGCAGACUAAGGAGAUGUACGAGAGGCUAGUGGAACGUAAGGAAGAGGACUUGAAAGAGGCCCUUGUUAAAAUGGCUGCACUUGGCAACAGCUUGGAGGAAACGGAACAGAAGUUGCAAGCGAAGGAGGAGCUUCUUUGUCAAAUGAAUCAAAGUAUCUUAGAUAAGGUUGAGCCCUGUAGUGCUGAAAAAGAUCUGAAAGCCAAGCUUGUGGUUGCAAAGGACCGCAUAGCAGAGCUAGAGCAGCAUCUCAAUGCCCUGCAGCUGGGCUAUGCUGACCUACAUGUAGAAAGGCAGCAAAUCCCAGAACAGAGCAAGAAGUCGAGGCUUAAAACAUCGGCCUCCUUAUCAGCAAACCAAGAACUCUUACUCUCCUUUGACAAUACAGCAAAGACGGAUAACUUCCCAGAUGAUAAGGAGUCGCAAGCUAAGAGACCAAGGAUACGUUUUUCCGGUAUUCAGUGCCAAAAAUACAUAAAUCUAGAGGGCCUAGACACGAGUCACUUGAGCGGUACCUUUGCAGACACGAGACAAAAAGUUAACCAGGAUGUAAAUGAAGACAUCCAUUUAAGUGAGGAAAAAAUGUCCUCUGAUAUCAUCUUAUCUCACAGUAGUGACCCAGAGAAGUUCAUCUCUAUCAUACAUUCCCUAGAGACUAAGCUGCUAGCCACGGAGGAUAAACUAAGAAACCUCACACAGAAUCUAGAAGACCAGCAACCAUCCAUCCAAGCAGAGGACAUUGCAAAGACCGAUCUAAAGACGACCGAAACAAAGCCUAACCCUGAUGAGGAGUUAUGUUGUGAAAGUGGGAUACAGAGUAGUGCUGCCAAUAAGCAUUAUGCCAAGGCACUGGCGUGUGUGGAAAAUAGUCAAGAGAAAGUCAGGGCUAUUCUCAGAGGCUCUCAUGAUACCACUGAUUCACAGCUGCACUCAUUGUCAGAGAUAGAGAACGAUUUGUUCAAUGCAUCACUGUACAUCCGACAAGGACAUAAGAAUUUGGAAGAGCAGUCUCCAGUUGUCCAUCAAAAUCAAACCCCAGAAGUUCUAGAUAAAGAAGCUUUGCACCUCUUCGCCAAAACGUUGUCGUUUGAGGCAGUCGUUUUGAACAAGAUGGCUUUGUUAAUACAGACUUCAAAGUCUGACAUCUUACAAUCUCUUGCUGAGAUAUGGAAAGAGACGGAGAACAUUAAAACGGGUGACAAAGAUUGCUUGGCUAUAGUUUAUGCUGAUGUCUUGACCAGGAAGUUGAUGUUGGAGAGUUCAUUCUUUAAAGAAUUGGAAAAAGCUAAGACCGAUGAUGCUAAAUCCAAAGACGGCAGUGUUUCAGCUGAUGCCGAUGUUGACGCUACAGUUAUCUUUAACACCUUCAUUAAAGCAGAGCUAGCCUACUCUAUUCAGAACCUUAAACUUUGCUACGAAGAGAAAUUCAAAAUACUGAAAAGGGAGUUGACGCAUGCCCAUGAUAACCUGCAUCAAAGGGAAAUGGCUCUGAAAACAAUCAUUGAAGCUUCCAAAAGGCCUGAUUUGAAAAAUGUCAUAAAGGAAGUCAAAAAGGACUUUGGGUUUAGUAAACCGAAAUUAGCAGACAUUCGCCCCCCUGAACUUGCUCCCUACAUGGAGCAGAUUGAAAUGGAGGAGGCUAGAGGCUUGGCUGAGGAAAUUGUAGACAGACACCUGGCUGAAGAAAUGCCCUCUUGUGGUGUCGACUCAGUUGAAUCACUGCAAAAUGCACAUGACUACCUGGCUAAUGAGCUUCAAAGACAAGCAGCAAUCCUCCAUAAUUAUGCUCAAGAGAUAGAAAGUGGUGAAAACCACCCUGGACUGGCUAAAAUGAUCCAUGCUCUUCUGGGCCACCAAACUUCACAUCAUUUCACAAGUACCUCUCUCUGUAUGCGCGAAGCCCUAAUCCAGGCUCAAGUGGCAUAUGUGGCGUGCAGGCUACGGGCCCUGCAUGAACAAGACUUGGGCUGGUGUAAACAGACCGGUCAGAACAUGGACGCUCUCGUCCAGCAGCAUGCCCGCAAUGUCGGUGCAAUCCAAGAGAAAUACGAAGCAUCCCUACAGGAUGAGCGCCAGAACUUCACGCAAGCAGUGUCCACUGUCCAGAAGGAGAAUCAUACAUUAAAGAGUGAGAUCAGCAAACGUGUGAACCAGCUCUCCCAGCAGCAGAAGCAACUGGCUCUCCUGGAAGACCAUUUUAAGAAGGAGACUGAAGAGCUGAAGCAAAGGCACAUGCAAGAGCUAAGCCAAGCAGAGAGAGGCCGCGCCUCAACCGAGCUGGCCGUCAUGGAGACGACAGCCGACAGUCAACGAAAGCUAGAAGUUCUGCUCGUGGACAUGGGCACCAUGGAGGAGCGGCACGAGGGUCAUGUGAGGAAACUGGAGGAGCAAUUUGAACAGAGGAUCUGUGAGCUCGAGCAUAUCCACAAACGGGAGAUUAAAAAGUUAAAUUCCCAGUAUAUGGAAAACAUUCAAUGUAUCCAAAGGCACCAAGAGGACAAAAAGGAUCCUCGGGUUUCCCACUCGUUUCCUUGUGAUGAGGCCGCGACACCAAUGGAAGAGGAGGAGCAGGGGAAGAGGGAGGAUGCACAGACAGUUUCAGAGUUGGACUCCAUGGUGGUUCUGAAGGACCGUGUCCAGGAGCUGGAGGCUCAGAUGAGCACCAUGAGGGACGAGCUGGAGAACAAGCACCUAGAAGGAGACGUGGCCAGCCUGAGAGAGAAAUACCAGAGAGACUUUGAAAGUCUUAAGGCCACGUGUGAACGUGGCUUUACAGCAAUGGAAGACACCCACCAGAAGGUAGUACAUGACCUCCAGAGGCAGCAUCAGAGGGAGAUUUCCAAACUUAUGGAAGAGCGAGAGAGACUAUUGGCUGAGGAGACGGCUGCCACAAUUGCUGCUAUCGAAGCGAUGAAGAAUGCACACAAGGAGGAACUGGAGAAGACCCAUCGGUCCCAACUGAGUGGAUUGAACUCUGACAUUGAUGAACUUCGCUUACAAUACGAGGAGGAGCUGCAGUCCAUCCAGAGAGAACUUGAGGUGCUGUCAGAGCAGUAUUCUCAGAAAUAUCUGGAGAACGCUCACCUGGCCCAGGCACUGGAGGCCGAGCGGCAGGCCCUCAGGCAGUGUCAGAGAGAGAACCAGGAGCUGAACGCUCACAACCAGGAGUUAAAUAACCGACUGACCACAGAGAUCACUCGGAUGCGCUCCUGUUUCAGUGGUGAAACAGCGCUGUCACCACUUACCCAGGGCAAAGAUGUGUAUGAACUGGAGGUGUUGCUUCGAAUUAAGGAGUCAGAGAUCCAGUAUCUUAAACAGGAAAUCCACUCUUUGAAAGAUGAACUGCAGUCUGCGUUAAGGGACAAGAAAUAUGCCACCGAAAAAUAUAAAGACAUCUAUACAGAGCUCAGCAUUGUGAAAGCGAAGGCUGACUGCGACAUCGGCAAACUGAAGGAGAAGCUGCUCAUUGCCACAGAAGCUUUAGGCGAGAGGACUGUUGAUGGAACGGUCACAUCUGGAUACGAUAUCAUGAAAUCAAAAAGUAAUCCAGAUUUCCUGAAAAAGGAACGAUCAACAGGCUCCAAGCAAUCAAGAGGAUUAAGGUCAAAGAGCCUGAAAGAGGGACUAACUGUUCAGGAGCGUAUGAAGCUUUUUGAGGCAAAAGAUUCCAAAAAGAUUUGAAUAUCAGGAAUCUGAUGCGUUUCUUUUUCUCUUUCCUGGCCUUGGGGUUUUUUGGUCAACAGCUGACGACUAUUAUUGGAAAUGGAAAUACAUUUAUCAAGGUCAGUUUUAAACCUGGACCUGCUGCUUCCAUGCCUCUGACAAGUUGACAUAGUUUUGUUUUUUUUAUUAAUUUUUUUUAAGUUUUAUUGAAUCAAUCCUGUAUUAGGUUUCUUUAAAGAAAAAUCAUAUAAUCUGUCCAAAUAGGGAGAUGUGUCAAAUAAGCUGCGAGAGGGAUACAUGACAGCAUUUUUACUGAUCCUCCAAAAUGCCAAAAUAGACAGCAAUACACAGUACGAAUAAUAUAUAUUUCCCUAUACGAAUUAAGUAUCUGCUGUAUUUUAUUAUUGUUACAGUUUCUAUAUCUAAUAAUUUGUAUGUGUUUAAUGUUGCACCAGUUCUGUUGUACAUAACUACUGGAUAUAUGUAAUAGUAUGGUUUGCUAUUGAUUGUUGGGGCAUCUGCUGUACUAUAACUAUGGUUUGAUUGAUAGUGGAAAACAAUGUGAUGCUUAACUUGCUUUUGUAUGAGAGUUUUAUAAAAUGGAGUGUCGUGUGUGUGUGUGUGUGUGUGUGUGUGUGUGUGUGUGUGUG